This is a messenger RNA of Alternaria atra, 351 nucleotides long. RefSeq lists its product as uncharacterized. NCBI's taxonomy places the organism in Eukaryota, Fungi, Ascomycota, Dothideomycetes, Pleosporales, Pleosporaceae. The record is from RefSeq and is a predicted model, not a curated record. Gene Ontology annotation, biological process: protein insertion into mitochondrial inner membrane; protein import into mitochondrial matrix. Gene Ontology annotation, cellular component: TIM23 mitochondrial import inner membrane translocase complex. The transcript has 5 exons. Bases 1 to 351 code for a protein of 116 amino acids.
AUGCCGGUACCAGUCGGUUCGAUGCCUCAAGGGGCGCAUGGCCCUUCAACACUAGACAAGCUAAAGAUGGGUGGCAUGAUGGGUGGAUCUGUCGGCCUGAUCAUUGGCUUCAUCUUCGGCUUCACCAACAUCGUCCGCUUCGGCCCUGGACCUAACGGAAUGCUGCGCACCCUGGGCCAAUACAUGAUGGGAUCAGCCGCGACCUUUGGCUUCUUCAUGGCCAUCGGUACCACCAUUCGGACGGACAGCUCGCCCAUCGCUACACAAGCAUUCAACAGCGCAAACCGACGACCCAUGAUUCUCCCAAGACACUACCAGUACCCGCGCGCCGCUCAAAAUGAGAAGAACUAG